UGUGCUUGGGAGUGGAGGAGGGGGGCAUUUGUUUUCAGGAGACCAGAGAACUGUCCUUCUUCUCUGUGUUUGGGCCACAAAGCUUUGUGGGGGUGCGGGGCGGAGGUAGCAUUUUGAGUCUUUGUCCUGAAAACAGUCAUAAGCAAGUCCCUUCACCUCUUAGGGUGUUAUUUUCUCCGUGGGUGAUGCGGGGCUAGAGCUUCUCUAGGGGCUAGAUGUGAGAACAAAACACCGAGGUGCCUGGAGCGGAAGUGUCUACCACGUGGGUGCUGUUCCUGUGUCAUCCAGUCUUUAUCUGGGGAAGCAGCGGUCCCUGGGGAGAAGCCCAGGCCAGGGGUUGGCAGACGGGGCUACUUGUCUAGAGUGUGUCCCUGUCCGCUGUGUGUGACUCUGCCAAGGCCAUGGCACUUGUUUCUUGAGGCCGACAGUUUCUUUUGCUCCACUCCGGGUCAUGAGACUCCCACGGGAGAGGUGCCUGACUCGUGAUGGAAGCAGUCCGCUGGGGCUCUUGGGGAGAUGGGGUUGUGGUUUCCUUGUUAGGCUUGAGAGAUGUGUUUGUGGUCUCCUAAGCUGCAGAGGCAACUUCAUGUGCUCUGGAACUGUGAGCAUCAGGCCUACAUGGUUGUCUGUCCUGGCUUGACUAAACUUGGCCUUGAGCAUCUGCUCCAACUGUCUCCACACUCCCUGCUGGGCCAGGAAGGGUGUGGCGCAAACAAGUGUAGCUUUCUACCACUUGGCUUAGUUGGAGCCGGGCAAGGGGCAGAGCCAUCGGAAAGUACUCACUCACGGCUGUAACUGUACGUGCUUCCCUUUCCUAGAGCUGAAAUCUGAACCCAGUAAAGCAGUUCUUGGCAGCGUUGAAGGCGUCAGAGCAUCCUCAUGGAAAUAAAGAAGUCUUCUCCUGCCGGGGGAUCCAGCUGGCUGUGGACUGGUUCAGGCAAAGAGGACACACGUCCAUCAAGGUUUUUGUCCCAUCCUGGAGGAAGGAGCCAUCAAGAUCUGACGCCCCCAUCCGAGCACGUGCUGGAGCAGCUGGAGCGGCAGGCUGUGCUGGUGUACACCCCGUCACGCAAGGUGCACGGCAAGCGAGUGGUCUGCUACGACGACCGCUACAUCGUGAAGGUGGCCUACGAGCAGGACGGCGUCAUCGUGUCCAACGACAACUACCGCGACCUGCAGAGCGAGAACCCGGAGUGGAAGUGGUUCAUCGAGCAGCGCCUGCUCAUGUUCUCCUUUGUCAAUGACCGGUUCAUGCCUCCUGAUGACCCCCUGGGCCGCCAUGGGCCUACCCUGAGCAACUUCCUGAGCAGGAAGCCCAGGCCUCCUGAACCUUCCUGGCAGCACUGCCCCUAUGGCAAGAAAUGCACCUACGGCGUCAAGUGCAAGUUCUACCAUCCAGAGAGGCCGCACCACGCGCAGCUCGCGGUGGCCGACGAGCUCCGCUCCAAGACGCGCGCCUGGCCUGGGGGAGCCCCGGGUGGCCGCGCAGCGACCCGGCCGCCUCCGCGCGAACCAGGCACGCCCAGCCUCCAGCCUGUGCGGCCGCCCGCCGACCUGGCUGCUCUCCAAGGGAGCUUCUCCCGCCUGACCUUCAGCGACGGCCCGGGGCCCCUUGGGACGCGACCCCCGGGUGCCGCGCCCCGGCUGCGCCGGUCCGACUGGGUACCCCAGGGCGGCCGGGUGCCCGGGCCUUCGCCAUGCCCACAGGCCGGUAGCGCUGCUGCCGCCUCGCAGCCGCCCUGCCUCGCGGGUCCAGGGCCAGCCCUGCCCGGCCUUCUGAGCCCACAGAGCGCGUUCGCAGCGGGGGAACUCCCGCCUCCUCCCGGGCCGCUCCUCCAGCCGCCGGGCGGCCACUGCGCCCGGGACCUGCCCGGUGACCCGUGGGCCCGCCUACCCAGCUCUGACCGCUUCCCCAGCCGCUCGGCCUGGACUGAGCCAGCCUGGGGUCACCGCACCUGUGACUGCGCGGAGCACGCGCGCGCCCGGGCGCGCUCCGCGCUCUGCUCGCUCCUGCCGCCGGAGCAGGUGGACAGCGCCCUGGCCGCGUUCCCCGCGCUCUCCGACCUCGCCGGCCUACUGCUCCUCCUGCAGAGAUCCUCGAGGGAGGGCGCGCAGCCGGGAACCCCCUAAGGGACCAGUGCAGCCCCGGCAAGGAACGGCCCGGGUCUUGCCUCACCCUUGGUUGCCUGCCUGGCUCUGGGUCAGCUGCAGCAGGGGAUCCACCUCCGUGUUGGCGGCCGGUGUCCCGCCGCUCGGCGGCCUCUCUGGGACUGCGGCCAGCUGCGUGGAGGGAAUUUCAGGCACACUGCAAGUAGCAAGUCCCAGUAGGCCUUAGAGGGUAUCCGCAACUGCAGGGGCACACCCAGGAGGGCCACAGAACCCCCACCACAAACACAGGGAUCGGGCCAAGACUCCUGUUGUUUAAGCCUGUGUGUGAGCCCACAUCUAUCACCAUAUACGCGGAGUGAUUAGAAGCUUGCAAAAGGCUGAGAACUUUCUUCAUCAACGUUUGAAAUGUAGGGGGCGGGGGACUGGGGCUUGGCGUCUCGCUUGCCCUGUGGGCUCUGCUUGUAGCCUUGGCAUUGUCACUUGUGCCAGUAGUAAGCAAAGGCAGGACACUUUGUCUCCACAGCCUACCUCCCUUGUGGCACACACAAACCAAGCAGCGCAAAUAGCCUCUCCCC
Molecule: messenger RNA, 2684 nt
Organism: Ochotona curzoniae (black-lipped pika)
Lineage: Eukaryota; Metazoa; Chordata; Mammalia; Lagomorpha; Ochotonidae
Gene: ZC3H12D
Product: zinc finger CCCH-type containing 12D
Exons: 5
Coding region: 880-2130 (416 amino acids)
Biological process (GO): nuclear-transcribed mRNA catabolic process, RNase MRP-dependent; 3'-UTR-mediated mRNA destabilization
Cellular component (GO): cytoplasmic ribonucleoprotein granule; nucleus
Molecular function (GO): RNA endonuclease activity; metal ion binding; mRNA binding
Source: RefSeq, a predicted model, not a curated record